This is a messenger RNA of Clavispora lusitaniae ATCC 42720, 816 nucleotides long. RefSeq names its product translation initiation factor eIF3 subunit j (gene HCR1). The record is from RefSeq and is a predicted model, not a curated record. Gene Ontology annotation, cellular component: eukaryotic translation initiation factor 3 complex; cytoplasm. Lineage: Eukaryota; Fungi; Ascomycota; Pichiomycetes; Serinales; Metschnikowiaceae. Gene Ontology annotation, molecular function: translation initiation factor activity.
AUGUCUUGGGACGACGAAGAUUUUGAUAUUCCUACAAGCAGCAAACCAGCUGCCAACUCUUGGGAAGAAGAAGUUGAAGAUGAGCCCUUAAUGGACUCGUGGGACGUUGAUGAAGAAGCAGAGGCUAAGAAGAAGAAAGCUGAGGAAGAGAAGAAAAAGGCCGAGUUGAAGAAAAAGCAAGAGGAGGCCAAAGCUAAGAAGUUGGCGGCAAAGUCAGGUGCCCCAAAACUUAUGGAAAUUGACAUGGUUGAUGAGGAAACAAGAAAAGAGUUGUUGAGACAAGCCGAGUUGGAAGCUGACUUGAACAAUGCUGCUGACUUGUUUGGAGGUUUGGGCGUUGCUGAUGACGUGAAUGCUCAUCCAAGGGAGAAGUUGACUAUCCCAGUGAAAAAGAGCUCGGGUUUCAACAAAGAUACACCCUUGACUGAACACCCAUUGUUUCAGCCAACAAACAAGCAAGAGUUCGAAAAGUUGAGAAAGACUUUAGGCCCAAUCUUGAGCGGGUUAGCCGAAGAUUCUUUGAUGAACUACUCCUCUUCCUUGGCUAUUGAUUUGAUCAGAGAUCUUGUUCAACCUUUGAGCGUGGAAAAUGUUAGAAAAGUCAUUUCUACUUUGAAUGUCACACUUAAGGACAAGGAAAGACAAGAAAGACAAGCUAGAUUGCAAAAGAGUGGUGGCACUGCCACAGGAGGUGCAGGUAAGAAGAAGGCAAAACCAUUGGUGAAGACCAAUGUUAACAACACAGCUUUCAAGAAGGACGUCUACGAUGAUAUGGACGCAAACUACGACGACUUUGGCGAUGACGACUUCAUGUAA